CUAAAAGCGAAACUCUAUGUGGACAGGCAAGCCUUGGGAGGCCCUUAUGAGCGCCUUUGUGAAUGAUGAUACAGUCACAAAAUUGUUUGAGCAUCUUGAUUUCAACUACAUGGACAAGGAACUCCAGAGGAAAGCCAUGUAUAAUCUCAGUGCAUUGAAACAAGGCAGUAGAACUAUCAAUGAGCUGCUAGUGACCUUUGACCAUUACUUGAUGGAAGCUGGCCAACAGAACCAACUGGACAACAUGAAGAUUUUCUGGUUGGAGAAUACCCUCAACAAUGAUAUCUUCAACCGCCUUGUUAACACACCAACCUGCAAUACUUUUAGUGAGUACUGUGUCCAACUCCAAAGUGUUUAUGACAGGCACCAGAAGUACCAGCAAUGUACUGCAGAACACUGAUGCCUCCCAAAUCAACAAGCAUCCACACCUACAUUCCCUCUCCCAACAGCCUCCCCUACAGCUGUCCCUGCUCAAGGUGACCCUAUGGACUGGGAGCCUACUGUCUCUCAUGCCUGCAACCCCCAAUGCAAGCGGGCCCGCUGGGUCAGUAGAGAGGAAAUUGAACACUGGAAACAAGAUGGAUGCUGCUUCCAUUGUGGCUCUGCUGGCCACUGAAUUGGCCAGUGUCCCUUUCUUCCUGCACAACACCCUACAACCAAGAUUGCUGAAGUUACUGCAGAAAAUGUUACCAAUGCUGUUCUGGAAGAUACUGAAACAGUUCCAGCACCUCAGGGAAAAGUCUAGCUCCUGUGCAAAGUCGUCUGCAGGAGUCAGAGAUAGAUCAGUUACAAGGGUAUUGGCAUACCUUCAACCAGAACAUUUCCUUUAAUGGUCCCCCAUUGCUAGUGAGUUCUUUAAUAAAUGGAGAAAACAAUUGUAAAGCACUGGCCAACUCUGGUUGUACAACAUAUGGUAUUAUAUCUGAAUGCUAUGCCUCUCAUCACCAACUACAGCG
Molecule: messenger RNA, 956 nt
Organism: Aspergillus glaucus CBS 516.65
Lineage: Eukaryota; Fungi; Ascomycota; Eurotiomycetes; Eurotiales; Aspergillaceae
Exons: 2
Coding region: 279-830 (183 amino acids)
Source: RefSeq, a predicted model, not a curated record